Messenger RNA from Cynara cardunculus var. scolymus (artichoke), 3683 nucleotides. RefSeq lists its product as uncharacterized. The coding region runs from base 276 to 3548 and encodes 1090 amino acids. Gene Ontology annotation, molecular function: protein binding; DNA binding. Gene Ontology annotation, cellular component: transcription factor TFIIIC complex. NCBI's taxonomy places the organism in Eukaryota, Viridiplantae, Streptophyta, Magnoliopsida, Asterales, Asteraceae. The record is from RefSeq and is a predicted model, not a curated record. The transcript is spliced from 18 exons. Gene Ontology annotation, biological process: transcription by RNA polymerase III; regulation of DNA-templated transcription.
UCUCUCCCUCUCUUGCCCCCACCCGACAAGAAUGGGAUGAAAGUCUAAUCGAAGGUCUCUCAAAUCCCGAUCUGCGCUCUCUCAGAUCCUUGCCGAGAAAACUUUUAGGUACUUGUAUUUUGCUUUCAAAGAUUUCACUAAGGGGAAAACACCUCGAGGCUCGUUUCUGUUUUAAAACCUUGAUGUGGAAAACAAAAGAACGAUACUUUGCACACUGGUCGUAAAAAUUAUUGCUUAGAAAGAAAUUCUAAAGAGAAGGAUUUAGGGCAAAUGUGAUGGAGAAUAAACAAUCCAAUAUGCAAAUUGUUUUGGUGGACCAAGAUGGUGACGUUAAUGAUGACGAAGGUCUUCCACCAGGAAUUUCAGUUGCAAAUUUUGAUUAUUCAGUUGAGAAUCAUUUAAAAGCUAUGGAUAAGAUUUUGGAGUUCUCAGGGGAAUCAAAAUUUGAGUAUGAUCAAUCUGAGAUUCAACGAAUGACUUCUUCUGUCACCUUUUUAAGCGACCAUCGAUCCACAACUGCAUCUUAUUCUGGCGACCCUCGCUCCACAAAAGAAGGAACACAUCGAGUCCAAGAAAUGCGAAUCGAUUCCAAGCAUAAUCUCAUAGAAUGGAGACAUUUCUGUUACCAACCUCAAGCUAUUAGGUUUGCUUGCCAAAGCGAAGCUCCUCAGAGGAAGGAUGUCACUAGUAGGAUAAUAAACCUAACUCAGUUUUCUUCAGCAGCUGUUCCUAAGGACAUAUCCGGUGGAGAUAAGAUCUCAUCACAUUCGAGCAAAGAUUUCGUAAUGUACGUUGGAGGUCUAGUUUGGGCGAUGGAUUGGUGUCCGAGAGUUCAUGAAAGGCCUGACUGUGAUAUUAAUCUUGAGGACUUCUGUUCUUUCAACUUUGACUUCACUCCGUGUACCCCGUAUGUUUUGUUCUUCAAUUUUGGUCGGUCUUGGAAGCUCCAGUUCAUUGCUGUUGCUGCUCAUCCUCCUGAGUCUUCAUAUCACAAGAUUGGUGCUCCACUUACUGGAAGAGGUGUCAUCCAGAUAUGGGGUCUUCUGAAUCGUGGUCUGAAAGACAAUGAUGUGAUUCCUCAUGUCAAACGGAAAUCAAAGACGAAUUCAAGUAGUAACAAAGCAACAAAGCCUAAAUCAACUCAACCAACGAAGCCAAGAGGGAGACCUAGAAAGAAUCCCAUCGAUGGAUCUAUUAAGUUGUAUGAUAACAACCAGCAUCUGCACGCUCAGGCUGUUCAAUUUCCAGAAGAUUCAACCAAGUUACUACUUACAGAUGGGAGAUCCCAUGAUAUCCUUGAACUAGUUGCUACAGGUGUUACAAAUGCCAAACCGAGUGCACCAAAAAGACCAAGAGGAAGGCCUAGAAAGAACCAACUAAAGGAAUCAAAAGAUAACUUAGAUCAUAGCAACAAACAUCUGGAAUCACUUAAAUGGCCUGAGGUCGCAUCCAACUUGAAUAAUGUGUACCUUGAAACCCCUGAAAAUUUUUCCAAAGGUACUUGCAGAGAUCAGAAUGCUCCUGUAGGAGUUUCAACAGAGAAGCAACAGGAUAUUAGGGCUACGGAGACUAUAAAUUUCAAUGUAGUUAAACCAAUGGAAGGUGUUAGAAAGAAGAAAACAAAAGUUUCUGCAGAUAAUUUGGACAGUAGCAAUCAAAGUGUGAAACCUCUAGCAGUUAAGUUCCCUGAGGACAACAUCAAUGUUAACAACCAAUAUCUGAAACCUCUAGCAAUUACGUUCCAUGAGGACUCAUCAAAGUUGCCUGAGGUAGAUGAAAUUUCAAUCGAGACCCCUGAAAUUGUUUCCAAAGUAGAUGAUGGUAGUAAAACACAUGAACUAGUUGCCAAAAAGGAUUCUGGUCGAAAGCGGAAAGCUCACGAUGAAGGACAUCCUGAAAAGUCGGUGUUAAUUGCUUCUACGUCAACAUUGACAAAAUGCAAAUUGAGAUUAAAGAGUGUGGAAACUGCUACCGAUCUUCACUUGCCAUCGCAAAAAUGCGGAACCUCCCUUCUGAACGCUGAUACAUCCUCUGGCUGUGGACAAGAUCCUAUGAGAUCAAUUGAGGACAAAGCUGAUCCUGUCCUCCUUGAAACUGAUAUGGAUAGUCGCUGCAUUCCUGAGGAUGUUGCUUUGCCUAGACUCGUAUUGUGCUUGGCUCACAAUGGAAAAGUUGCGUGGGAUGUAAAAUGGAGACCUUCUGAUACUUAUUUUAAUUCCAAACAUAGAAUGGGAUACCUUGCUGUCUUGCUUGGAAAUGGAGCUCUUGAAGUGUGGGAGGUUCCUGCUCCUCAUGCAGUUGAAGUUAUGUUUUCUGCUUGCCGAAAGGAGGGGACUGAUCCUCGCUUUAUUAAGUUGGAACCAGUAUUCAGAUGUUCGAUGUUGAAGUGUGGUGAUAGACAAAGCAUUCCCCUAACACUGGAGUGGUCGACAUCAUCUCCUCACGAUCUCAUUCUGGCUGGUUGUCAUGAUGGAGUGGUUGCUCUAUGGAAGUUCUCUGCUGAUGGUCCACUGAAAGAUACCAGACCUUUGCUUCGCUUUACUGCAGAUACAGUUCCUAUAAGGGCGUUAGCAUGGGCACCAGUUCCAAGCGAUUCUGAGAGUGCAAAUAUAAUCGUUACUGCUGGUCAUAAAGGUGCAAAGUUUUGGGAUUUACGUGAUCCUUUUCGUCCUCUUUGGGAUGUAAACCCGGCCCAGAGGAUCAUAUACGGUUUGGACUGGCAUCCCGAUCCAAGAUGUGUUGUUUUAUCAUUCGACGAUGGAGAAAUACAGAUAAUCAGCUUAUCGAAGGCUGCAUGUGAUGUCCCUGUUACCGGUGCACCCUUUGUUGCGGCACAGCGACAUGCAUCGCAUAGCUAUCAUUGUUCAUCAUCUUCAAUUUGGAGCGUUCAAGUGUCAAGACUAACAGGCAUGGUUGCAUACUGCUGCUCAGAUGGUAAAGUUGUACAUUUCCAGCUUACAAUGAAAGCCGUGGAGAAAGACCCAUCGAGAAAUCGGGAGCCUCAUUAUCUUUGUGGAGCGAUGAGCAUGGAAGAAUCAGGUCUUACCAUUUUAUCUCCAUUACCCGACGUACCAUUUCUGAUGAAGAAAUCAUCCAAGGAAUGGGGUGACACCCCGAGAACCAGACGCGGUUAUAGAUCCCUCUCAAAUCAGGAGAAGAGAGCCAAGGAGCAAAUGUUGAAGGAAUGCCAACAACCUUUAGCUGUUUGUUACGAUGGCAAUAGCGAUUCAGAGACACAGCAGAGUAGUAGUUCAAAGAAAGGAAAAAGAGAUGAUGAAGAAGAAGAGCUUCCUUCCAAGAUUGUUGGAAAAAGAGAUGAUGAAGAUGAAGAUGAAGAAGAGCAAGAGCUUGCUUCCAAGAUUGUUGGAAGAAGAGAGGACGAAGAAGAGCUUCCUUCCAAGAUUGUUGGAAAAAGAGAUGACGAAGAAGAGCUUCCUUCCAAGAUUGUUGGAAUGUAUGGCGUAAGAUGGAAUACGAACAAAGGCAGCGAGAGGUGGUUGUGUUACGGUGGUGCUGCUGGAAUUCUUCGCUGUCAGCACAUUUAUUAGACGUCUUCUAAUCCUACAAUUAGCUAGUAAUUGCACAUGAGGUCAAUUUAGUCUUUUUCUUCUCACUUUUUGUAGAUAGAAAAUAAAUUAGGGUUUAAUUUAUUAUUAAUUUUUUUUAUUAACCUAGAUAUCCAA